AUGGCCUCGUUUCUGACAUCUCAGCCUUUCGAAGCUGCAUUACCUACAAUGUGGAUUAUUCCAGCAAUCGUGCUCCUUUACAAGAUCAUCACAUUCGGACGCCGAGAGAAGAACCUGCCACCAGGGCCACCAACUAUCCCCGUUCUAGGGAAUGCGCAUCUGAUCCCAACUGAAGGCUUCUCUGGCCAACUUAAGGCCUGGUCCCACAAAUAUGGCUCAGUCUAUUCGCUCAAGGUUGGCCGGAGUACUAUGGUCGUACUGAACGACCGGCGUGCCAUUCAUGAACUCCUGACCAAGCAGGGUGCUUGUUACAAUGACAGGCCAGUGGACACCCAGAUGAUCGUCUCGAAUAAGGAUGAAAACCCGGCAACAAUGAAGGAAGGCCCGAAAUGGCGAGCUACGCGGAAAAUAAUAGCAAACUACUUCGCUCCGAGGAAUUUGGAUUCGACUCUGAGACCCAUCCAAGAAGCUGAAGUCAACCGACUGAUGUUCGAUCUUCUGACCAAACCGGAACAAUUUUCGUCCAGCGUAAAACGUACGACCGCCUCGAUAGCCAGUAUCACGCUGUUCGGUCACAGAGCACCGAAUUUCGAGAGUUUCUGGGCAUACGCUGUUUAUGUUGUGAUGGAAGCCGGCUCAAAAGCAGCCGCGCCCGGAAGCUACUUGCCAGUCGACCAAUUCCCCAUCCUCAAGCUGCUGCCAGACCGCUUGAUCAUGGGGAGACAACGUGCCAAAGACUUUUACGUCACGAUGACCGGCGUCUGGAAGGAUGCUCGCGAACGUGUUGACAAACGACGCGGCGCAGGGGACAAGCGUGAAUCUCUCAUGGACAGGAUUCUCGACGGAGAGGUCAAGAGCGAUGUCCCACUUUCGUAUUCAGGACUUAACAACUUGCUCGGAGGUGUACACAUGGCCGCCGCGGACACGACCGCAACGGCGAUACUGACGACCAUCCUCUUUCUUGCCAAGCACCCCGAGUUCCAAGAGAAGGCAAGAGUUGAGCUCGACCGGGUUUGUGGAACUGAGCGUAUGCCUGGGUGGUCAGACUUCAACGACCUGCCGUAUGUGAACUGCAUUGUGAAAGAGGGAUUGCGCAUCAGACCUGUCGCGCCGUCUGGCGUUCCUCACUUGGCAAAGGAGGACAGGUGGUACAACGGCAUGCUCAUCCCCGCUGGCAGUGCCAUCUUCAUACCACCCGCCGCUCUCAACUACGACGAGGCCUUUACCACAGACCCGGACUCCUACAACCCUGACAGGUUCCUCCCCCAGGCUCAUAUUUUGGCUCCCGAGCUUUCAGCGUCGCCGAAGUACGAAGAGCGUGACCACUAUUCAUACGGUGCCGGACGACGUAUGUGUGCUGGCAUCCACCUGGCGGAGAGGUCGCAGUGGCGUAUGGUGGCUCAAAUGCUCUGGGCCUUCAAAAUCGAGCCAGACAUUGAUUCCGACGGGAAGCCGGUGGAGGUGAAGACUGGUUACGAUGUGUACGAUGAAGGAUUCUUGCACACUCCGUUGGAGUUCAAGGUGCGCAUGGUGCCGCGGAGCGAUAAGCAUGCCGAUGUUGUCAGGAAGAGUUUCAAGAAGACAGAGUCUGAUCUAAAACAGUGGGAGUGA
Messenger RNA from Diaporthe amygdali, 1611 nucleotides. RefSeq names its product cytochrome P450 2D18. The transcript has 6 exons. Bases 1 to 1611 code for a protein of 536 amino acids. The record is from RefSeq and is a predicted model, not a curated record. Gene Ontology annotation, molecular function: heme binding; monooxygenase activity; iron ion binding. NCBI's taxonomy places the organism in Eukaryota, Fungi, Ascomycota, Sordariomycetes, Diaporthales, Diaporthaceae.